AUGCAGAAAAUAUUCGUGUUUGCUGGUCUCGCUGCUGUGGCGGCAGCUGAACUUGGCGGCGUUCUCCUAUGUACCGGCGCUAAUCAAACAGGCAUCUGCCAAUACAAAGUCGUCCCUUUCGAAGAGUGUAUCCAAGUCCCCCAGAUCUUCUACACUAACACACGAACCUUUGCUCCUGACGGUGAAGAGUUCUACUGCUACCCGCGGGUGACCAACUGCGGCGACCCGUGCAACCUACCGACGGGCUGCACCUCUGGAUAUGUAGACUUUGCAUACCAGCACAAAUACAACUUGACCGCCGUUGGGUGGGACAGAUUGGUGCGCAGUUUUGACUGCCAUGCGGGUAAGGCCGUGUACAACAGUACGACGCCCGGCGCGCCACAGUCGUAA
[Torrubiella] hemipterigena is the source of this 390-nucleotide messenger RNA. The record is from the annotation of a GenBank genome assembly. NCBI's taxonomy places the organism in Eukaryota, Fungi, Ascomycota, Sordariomycetes, Hypocreales, Clavicipitaceae.